GUGGAGCCCACGUGGUGGAUCUGCGAAAUCGCACCACGGCGGCGACCUCAGUCUCCGUCCGCUGUCUUCACCUGGAGGUGGGUCGCGAGGUUAGCUCCCUACCUGCGGUGUGCCUCGAGUUGAGUCCUGCCUCCACCGGCAGUAGGUCUCCAGGUAAAGUGUAGCAAUGGCUGCGGUUUAUUCUGGCGUUUCCUUUAAGCUUAAGAGCAAGACAACGUCCUGGGAAGACAAACUAAAACUAGCUCACUUUGCAUGGAUUUCCCACCAGUGCUUUCUUCCAAAUAAAGAACAAGUAUUGCUUGAUUGGGCAAGACAGUCAUUGGUUGCAUUUUAUAAGAAAAAACUUGAACUGACGGAAGAUAUUGUUGAAAGGCUUUGGAUCUAUAUAGACAGCAUUUUACAUAGCAAGAAAUUGCAGAAUCUCCUCAAGAAUGGAAAGACAGUUAACCUUCAGAUUUCCCUCGUCAAGAUCAUAAAUGAGAGAAUAACUGAGUUCUCUCAUUUGGGAUCCCAGAGGAACAUCUGUGCUAUCCUGAGCUGCUGCCAGGGCAUCCUCUCAGUGCCUGCCCUCGCUGUCAUCUACACAGCCAAACAGGAGCUGCUGGUGGCCUUGCUGAGCCAGCUUUGCUGGUCAGCCUGUCGGCAGCUGGAAAGAGCCAUAGCAGCCCAGCUGUUAGAGGUCAUUCACCUGGCUCUUGGUCAUUACCUCUUGAUCCAGCAGCAGCAGGUCAACCCAAGACGUGCUUUUGGAGAUGUGAGUGGGCAUCUUUUUCAGCCCUGCUUGGUCUUGAGGAAUUUACUCUCUGGGGGUACGUGGAUGCAGGCUGGUCAGGCCCAGCUGCGGCAGGUGCUGAACCGGGACAUUAGGAAUCAGCUGGAGACCAUGCUCCGGGGUGGAAUUUUUCGGCCCGAGCUGCUGUCAUCUUACAAAGAGGAGCUCUUGGACCAGCAACAAGAGGACACGAGGAUGGGAGCCAUGAAGAAUCUUCUAGCCCCCAUGGACACCAUGAUCAGCAAGCUGGUCAGUGCUGGCUAUUGUGCACCAUCCAUUCAUGCAACUGUUGUGGCGAACUCAGUGGCCUUGCUGUAUAAGCUCUUUAUAGAUUCUUACUCCAAGGAAGGAAACCAGCUUCUCUGCUUCCAGGUUCUGCCCAGGCUGUUUGGAUGCUUGAGGAUUUCACGGCUGCAGGAGGAGCAGGUAAAAGCCCUGUCUACUUCAGAUUGGACCACAGAACUUUUGGUUGUGGAACAGCUGCUCAGCACAGUGGUCAGCAACAAUAUCUAUAACAUUGCUGCUGACAGGAUCCGUCAUGGAGAGGCGCAGUUCCACUUUUACCGCCGUUUGGCUGAGCUGCUGAUAAACCAUUCACAAGCAUCCAUUCCAGCCUGGUUCCGCUGCCUCAAAAUUUUGAUAUCUCUGAAUCAUUUGAUUUUGGAGCCAGACCUGGAUGACCUGCUGGCUUCAGCUUGGAUUGAUGCAGAAGUAACAGAUUUUCGGACCAGAAAAGCCCAGGAGGCACUUAUUCACACUCUCUUCCAGACGUAUGCCAAACUCCGGCAAGUGCCACGGUUAUUUGAGGAGGUUCUAGGGGUGAUCUGCCGUCCAGCUGCAGAGGUGCUGAGGCAGCCUGUGCUGGCCUUAGGCCCCUCCACAGUGCUCUGUGCGUGCCUCCUGGAGCUGCCUCUGAGCCAGAUCCUGGAUACGUGGUCCUUUGUGUUGGAGAAGAUCCAGUCUUUAGUCUUGCCCUGUUUGUGGAGUGAUGCUGACAUGGCCCUGAAGUUGGUGUCCCUUAGCUCACUGCUGCACUGCAUCAUGUUCAACAUGAUGAGCCUGGACAGCAGCACACCCCUGCCUUUCAUCAGACGGACACAGUGUACAAUGGAGAGGAUGCUGAGAGAGAUAGUGCAGCCCCUGCUGGUUCUUCUCCUGGACCCCGUUGGCCCAGAGGCUGAGCUAUGGCUACAGAAGGUCAGUGACUCUGCACUCCUGCUGUCUCACACCUGGGCCCAAGUGGACACCAUGUUCAGUCUGAAUUGUAGCCAGUACCACUCUGUGUGUGGGUCCCGGGCUGGUGUUGCUCUGGAGGACUCCAGCUUCCCUUCGUUGCUCCCAGGUGUAGAAGCACGGCAUUGGAAGAAGAUAGAGAUGUGUGUAGCUCAGUUCAACUCUCUUGGCAGGUAUUGCUUAGAACAGCUCUAUGUUCAAAAAAUUAAAAAGACUUUAAUGCAAACCAGUUUCCUGUCUGAAGAAGCCCUUCAAAUUGUGAGGUGUGACGCUGCCUGUGUUAUUGCUUCUGGCAGAGAAAGCUUGAAUCUCUUGAAUCUUGAAAUGAUGGCUUCCUGGGAUGGCCAUGUAGGGACAGUGAAUGCAUCCACCUACCCUUCAGCACACUGGCACUUAAUUGCAUCGAAUCUCACAAUUUUGGUAUCCUAUCUUUGUCUGGAUGAUGUGAGAUACCUGGCAGGUGUCCUGCUGAGAACUUUACCAAUGAGCAAAGCCCAGGAAGGCUCAGUAGGUGAAGAGCUGGGUGUCACGCUGGGAAAUGUAUCCAAGGCUGUUCUGCACAGCCCCCUGUUUGUGGAGAUGCAGCCCCUUCACUCUGCUUUCUUAAUGUGCAUAACUGGCAGAUGUUCCAGUGUUCUGUGUUCUGGGGCCCCAAAUGACCAGAGUCGUCUUAGUCAGCAGCUUCCUUGGCUUUUUGAAAAGGGCCACACAGCUGUGGCUCGUUGGGAAAACAGAUUUGUGAAAGUUGGACCCGAAGGUAUAGAACCCAGUAAAGAAAUUGCACAGAAUUUACUGUCCCUGGUCAAAAGUGACUUCCCCAUACAGCUGGAGGAGGAACAAGUAGAAAGCAUCUUGGGGCUUUUAGAAGUUAUUUCCGCUCUGCAAGAGGCUCUGGACAGCCUCUUGCCACCCCAUCAUGUGCAUUGUUUUCUCCUGUUUCUGUCCAUGGCUGUUAGCAAACUGGGGCACUCCUGCCCCUCCUCACUGGCCCUCAAGUUCUUGGUGACUUGCUACAGGCUUCUUGGUCACCUGCAAAGGGGAAGAAGUGCCCGCCUGGUGUUCAAGAUCAUGUAUGCUAGUGAUAUUUUUGAGAUCAUACUAACCUCAUUGUUCAAAGCCAGUGGUAGAUUGCUUACUGAGACUGAUGACCCCUCUUGGCUGGAAUUUCUCCAAGUGAUAGGGACAUUCCUAGAGGAACUAAUGCAGAUGCUUAUCCAAAUGAAGCUGAGUGUGGUGCUCAAUUUUAGAAAAAUCACCACAUGCCUCUCUAGUUAUAAACUCUACACUGAGGUAGCUUCUGGCAAACAAUUGGAAAAUCAAAAAGCUCUGAGCAGGCAGCUCCUUCUGGUGCUGUUAACCAAGUUGUGCCAAGUGCUAAGACCUUGUGUCAAAGAAGCAAGGCUGGGCCAGGAGGCCCUCACAGUGCUCCGUAAGCUGCUGCAGCAGGCCGUGCAGCACACAGGGGCUGUGGUGCAGCUCUGCUUCCCACCAGGGACCCAGGCCCAGCGCUUUCCCACGCAUCUUGUCAUGGCUGUCAGCGUGCUCUUGGAAGCAGACCUGAGCCAGCAGCACUACCGGGAUGGAGAGACCGAGAUUUCCCAGGAGGCAGACAACACACUUCCCUCCCGUGCUGCUCUCUACCAGGGGGUGUACGUGCAGGUGCUGUCACAGUUGCCGGCUCUGGCAGGGCAUGGUCAGUCUUUUCAGGCAGUGUUGCAGUUCUUAACCCUGUUCUUUUUGGCCCCAGAACUCCAUCCCAAGAAGAACUCUGUGUUUAUCUCCAUGUUUCAGUCUGUGGGAAAAGUUCUUGCAGAUCCUGCAAUUCCUGCUCAGGUAAUGCAGGAUAUUGAGCCUCAUUUGAGAUCCUUGUUCACCCAAAUGUUAGAGGCAGCAACGACAGAGGACUUUAGGCUGGUGAUGUGGCAUAUUCUUCAAGGACUAGACAUCAGUAAUAUGUGGAAAGCAGAUCUGCAGGCCGUUUUGUCAGCUGUUACAUUGCUCAAGCUGCUACUGACCUGCCCACUCUGUGGAGAGAAAGCAAGUCUGUUGUGGCUUGCAUGUCCCCAAAUAGUCACGGCUCUAACGCUGCAAAACCGAGAGGCUUGUCAGAAGCAGCCUGUGCCCCUUACUGUGAUCGAGUCUAUCCUAGACGUCCUGGCUGCCCUGCUACGGCAGGGGGAGGAGGCCAUUGGCAACCCCCACCAUGUCAGCUUGGCCUUCAGCAUCCUGCUCACAGUUCCUUUGCAACACGUGAAGCCAGCAGAGUAUGGAAGCAUCUUCCUAAGGGUGCACAACGUGCUCUUCUCCAUCCUACAGUGCCACCCCAAGGUGAUGCUGAAAGCCAUCCCUUCUUUCUUGAACUCUUUUAAUAGAUUGGUGUUUUCAGUUAUGCAUGAAGGGCGACAGAAGGACAAAGGAAGCACAGAUGGCCUGCCUGUAGUCUUGGAGUGUGCACGCCUGGUGGAAAGGAUGUACAGUCACGUCGCUGCACGCGCUGAAGACUUCACUGUCUUCUCCCCAUUUAUGGUGGCCCAGUAUGUGUCGGAGGUGCAGAAGGUGACCUUGUAUCCAGCUGUGAAAAGCCUGCUGCAGGAGGGCAUCUACCUCAUCCUGGACCUCUGUAUUGAGCUGGAUGUCCAGUUCCUACGGGCCUCACUCCAGCCAGGAGCAAGAGAUGUAUUUAAGGAGCUGUACAAUGAUUAUCUCAAGUACCACAAGGCUAAACAUGAAGGAGAGAGAAGAUACACCGUCUAAGGCCAUCACUGACAUUUUACAGGGGCCUUGCCGAACAAGUUGGAGAAUGAGACUUCAGAUAAUGGGAUUUGCAGUGUGAUCCAUAUGCAAAUCCUUUGGGGCUUAUGUAUUAUAUUAUAUUUUGAUGCAAUUUACAUAAUGUUUUUCUUACUGAAUAGUUUUUACUCUAUAUUUUUAUGCAUUAAGUGUUGCAGUAGAAUCCUGAAAUUAGACCCUGGCAUAAUGAGAUGGAUCCAGUAGAAAAAUUGCUGACUGUAUUGUGACCUUUCUAUACGUGGUUCUUGUCUUGAUUCAAGACACUUGUUUGGUGUCCCCUCUCCCCGCUAGGAAUUUUGCAGAACUUAGUUUUUUACUUAAGGUACAUGAGUAUAUAAUUAAGCUCUAUUUAACAUUCUUGCCUUUUAAUUUUUUUAAGUAACAUGGGAAGCAUUCUCAAAAGUAUCACUUUUUCUGCCUGCCUUGUGAGUGUGCCCUCUGAUCAAGCUGAGGGAAGUCAGUGCCCAGUGCCUGAGGUGUCUGGGCAGGGCAGAGCACGGGCACCCGUCAGGUAGUGGAUGCUCUGUUAGCAAUGAUUCUGGCUCCUGCCUGGUCUCUGCUUCAGCUCUGUGACAUUUCUUCUGGAAUUUUUUUCUAUUCAAUUUAGGAAAUAAUUUUACUUGUUUUUUCCUACUACCUAAGCAAUAUAUUUUUAUUGUAGCAACUGCAGAAAUAAACAUAAAAAACUUUUAAAAAAUUCACUCUAAGUCUGAGCUACCCAAAUGAUCUCUGUUGUCACAUUGGAGCAUCUUAUCUCAUCCCCUGUACUGUGCAUAAUAUGUAUGUAGAUAUGUAUAUAAAUAUAUGGUGGCCACAAUGAAUCAAAUUUUUUUUUUAAAUUUAGGGUUGCCUAACCUUUUCCCUGUGUGGUAUUUCAGUAACACUAUUGGGUCAAUCAAUGAGACAUGGCCACUUUUAGAGGCUAUGUGGUAGUUCAUUGAGUAGACAGCUGUUUUAUUUAUUUUUAUUUGAGUCCUCCAUAAUCAGACACUAGGAUCUUUCCAAAUUUCCUUUGAUGGAUGGUGCCUGAAGUUGAAUUACUUCCAUAAGAAGAAGUCCCAUGAGUUGUACUGCUUAUGAGAAAACCAUGCCAAUUUUAAAGGAUUUACAUAAAUAUGACCAAAUUUCCUGCUAGAGAGUAUACUAAUUUAUUUUCCCACUAGUGAAUCAACUUUAGCAUUUAUUUUAAUAUUAUUUUUAUUUUUUAAUGCUUCCUCAAUAGGAGAAAGGUGGUAUGUUGUUUUGAAUUUCUUUUUUUAUUAUUAUUAAAUCAUAGCUGUGUAUAUUAAUGCAAUCAUGGGGUACCAUACACUGGUUUGACACAUUUUCAUCACACUGGUUAACAUAGCCUUCCUGGCAUUUUCUUAGUUAUUGUGUUAAGACAUUUAUAUUCUACAUUUACUGAGUUUCACAUAUACCCUUGUAAGAUGCACCGCAGGUGUAAUCCCACCAAUCACCUUCCCUCCGCCCAUCUUCCCCCCUCCCUCCCAUCCCUCCCCCCUUCCCCUUAUUCUUAGGUUAUAACUGGGUUAUAGCUUUCAUGUGAAAGCCAUAAAUUAGUUUCAUAGUAGGGCUGAGUACAUUGGAUACUUUUUCUUCCAUUCUUGAGAUACUUUACUAAGAAGAAUAUGUUCCAGCUCCAUCCAUGUAAACAUGAAAGAGGUAAAGUCUU
Messenger RNA from Nycticebus coucang (slow loris), 6467 nucleotides. It is a transcript of the gene URB2, whose product is annotated as URB2 ribosome biogenesis homolog. Gene Ontology annotation, biological process: ribosome biogenesis. The record is from RefSeq and is a predicted model, not a curated record. Gene Ontology annotation, cellular component: nucleolus. The transcript is spliced from 10 exons. Bases 167 to 4759 code for a protein of 1530 amino acids. Lineage: Eukaryota; Metazoa; Chordata; Mammalia; Primates; Lorisidae.